UUUACCUUUAUUUUAAGCCGCAACAUGGCAAUGGAAAAUCCUUAUUUUUGGAAUGAUUUUGAAUUAAAACAACCUCCCUUGGUGACCCUGCAAGUAGAGGACACGGGCUUUGCCAAAAAUGUGUUCGUGGUCAUCAACAGGUUCCUGCAACAGUUGUCCGAACCGGAUUGCAAGGAAUUCGAGGAGACGGCGGCGUUGAUUGGACGCCUGAUGGCGCGCAGGAAGAACUCCUUUCGAAAUAUGCCAGGAUUCCGUGCUGUUUGCAAGCUAAAUGCCGCGCUGUGCCGCCUGCUCCGCUUGGACUUGGCCAGGGAUCUGCAGCAGUUUCGCGGCGCUCUGCCGGAUGUGUGCGACGACCAACUGGGCGGAGCCAUGCCCACGCGCAGUAGCUUCGAGUUUAUUUUGGUGCGAGUCCUCGGCUUCUAUCAUCUGCACGAGCGGAUCAGGGAAUGCUGUCUCUCGGCGGCCAACUACUUCACCAAAGUCCUGCGCAACAACUUCUUCAUGGACUUUACCACCCUGCUGAUCGCCGCCAUUGGGAAGAUCUAUAAACUAAGUUCCCUGCAGGCGGGCAAAAGUGCCAGUCUAUACAAUAAGCUGCGCCCACAGGUGGCCAACUUUCCGCUGGUGGAAAGGCACAAGUUCCUGGCGGAAAGUCAAGAGCUUCCUGGCCAAUUAGAGAUUAUUAAGAGCACAAAAACUGAAACCAAGGCAGCCAACACACCUGAUUUAAUGAUGAAAGCCAAAAAGGUGGUCACCAAAGUGGAAAAGGCCAAGCUGGAGGCCAAAUCCGAUGUGGGCACUGUUAUAGCCAGGAAGGAAGCACCCAAAAUCCAAUUCAAUGAAGAGAUUCUAGCCACUGUUGCGGAUGCACAGCAGUUCAUUGCCCGCGAAUCGAAGGCCAGAAAGCAGAAUCCUCCUCCAGACAGUUGUUUAACCAGGAAAAUACCCAAGCACGAGUGGCUAGCCGCACAGACGCUGUUCCAGCGCAAGUUGUCGAAGGAACCCGCAAAGGCAUUGAGCAUAUUUCGUAAGUUUAUUGUUAGUAAAAUAAAGUAAAUUCACA
This is a messenger RNA of Drosophila takahashii, 1066 nucleotides long. RefSeq lists its product as uncharacterized. Gene Ontology annotation, biological process: positive regulation of Notch signaling pathway. Lineage: Eukaryota; Metazoa; Arthropoda; Insecta; Diptera; Drosophilidae. The record is from RefSeq and is a predicted model, not a curated record. Gene Ontology annotation, cellular component: nucleus.